Molecule: messenger RNA, 8004 nt
Organism: Spirodela intermedia
Lineage: Eukaryota; Viridiplantae; Streptophyta; Magnoliopsida; Alismatales; Araceae
Source: the annotation of a GenBank genome assembly
AUGGCGUCGUCGCUGCCCUUCACUCCAUCGUCCUCGACAGGCCCACGCUCGUCGUCUUCUCUGGUUUCUCUCCGCCGAUCCGUCCGCUACACGGAAGCUUCUCGCCGCCCGAUUCCUGGAGCUGGGCGCUGCGUGGUAACCGCUGAUCGAUUUUUUCUCUUCUCCCUGUUUAUGCUUCCCGGGGAGGGUUUUUCCGUUUUGGGUUUAUCGAGAGAAGGAAUUGAAACGGGGGCUGGUGUUGAGAGUUGCCGGCCGGUAGAUAAGAGUCUUUGUGGAUGCAGAGUUGCAGGCUGAUCGAGCCUUUGAAGUUUGCUAAUGGAGCACCGCCGUCUGUUCCGAUCCUCGCUGAUCAGAGGAUCCCCGGCUUGCGGAAAUCUGUACUGCUGCAGGAUAUAGACGGAGAUAGCGACACAAAGCUGCGGAUAUUCUCGGGCACUGCGAAUCCUGCUCUCUCUCAGGUACCUAAUGGAUGGAUGAAGGAGCUUCUUACUGGGGUUCAUGGGUAGAUGAAAAAAGGUUUUAUGCUGAUACGGCUAUAUUCCCCGCUGAAUAUUGAGUUUUUCAUUUAUCAUUUUCUGUUCAUUUUAGUGCUUUUAUGAGGAAAGUUUCUUGAUGACAAUUACCUGGAAUAUCUUUCUGUCACAUAAAUCUGUAACUCUGGGAUUUUUGGGAGAGAAAAAAUGAUGCGGUUUUUAUGUGGGACUGAUUGGUUUCAAAUUUCAUGCAUAUAUUGACAAAUAUUAGCAUCACUUGAAGUAAAUUAUUUAUCGAACUCCGGAAUCUUAUGGAUUAUACUUUUGAAACGUUGCAUUCUCUGUACUAAUUUGAUAGCUGGUAAGACAUCAUUGCUGCUGCUUUCCUAUUAUGCAAUGUGCCUUGUAAUUUUCUUCUUCAAUCAAUUGAAACAGUUGGUUUUUUCUUUAACCUGAAGAAUGAUUCAUCCUUCCAAGAGGACAUAAGUUGACUUUUGCUAAAUUCCCGAUAUUGCCUCCUAGGAAGUUGCAUGCUAUUUGGGUCUGAAUCUCGGAAAAAUCAACAUAAAAAGGUUCGCUGAUGGUGAGAUCUAUGUUCAACUACAAGAGAGUGUGAGAGGAUGCGACGUUUUCCUAGUUCAGCCAACCUGCCCACCAGCAAAUGAGAACCUUAUGGAGCUCCUGAUAAUGAUAGAUGCCUGCCGCAGAGCAUCUGCAAAAAACAUUACGGCCGUCAUCCCAUACUUUGGUUAUGCCAGAGCUGAUAGAAAGGUAAUUGUCUUGUCCCUUGAAUAAUGGAUGGCCUUCAUUAACCUGAUUUUAAUUUAUUGUGUCAAUAUUUAUUAAUAAAUAGUCUCUUUAUGUGGUGCUUUAAAUAUGUCAUUGCAGGUAACAUACGAAUGUUAGAUAUUUCAUGUGAUGAAUCCUUCAUCCUUUGCGUAAUUAAUGUCAAAAAAAAAAGGGAAGUUAAAGAAAGAGUGGGUUUUGUUACAUUGUGCGUCUUUAGCAUCGUUCCGCCAUAUAUUUGUUGGAAUGAUCGAUAAUUGUGUCAUUCAGCUAAUCCUUGCCGAUCUUCGCUGACCCACAUCUUCUUGAGGCAGCUUCUGAGGGGAUUAUGGUUGAACUAGUGGAGUGACAUGUAUUUUAGGCAGAAGUAGAAAUCUAGACAUUUCUGGUGAGACUAGGUACUUUAGCAAAGGUAUAUGUGCAGUCCAGUACAUAGAUAUCUCUGUGUUCUAAAGCCUUUUAUCUUUCAAUUUAUUUGUUUAUUUUUUAAAUUCUUGGGAUUUAUCCUAUAAUCUCUUUGCUUGAUUAUUCAUCUUUCUUUAUUGGGAUUUGUUCUCUAAAUCGAUUUUCAUUAGCUGCUUUGAACUAACCAUGCUCUUUGCAUCAUCAUGAUUAUGUUAUAUCUAAUGUAACUUGAGAUUAGAGACUAGUACCUUAUGCGAUAAGGGAAAAACCCUGGUGUUUGCUACAUCUCUAGGAAUGAGAUAUCUACAAAGCACGAACAUAUAUUGAACAGCUGCCAUGAUAUUUAUCACUUAUUUUGACCCUUUAUUUCUUCAGACCCAAGGACGUGAAUCGAUUGCAGCCAAACUUGUAGCAAACUUGAUUACGGAAGCAGGUGCUAACCGUGUGCUUGCUUGUGAUCUCCAUUCGGGACAGUCUAUGGGAUACUUUGAUAUUCCAGUUGACCACAUAUAUGGACAAGUAAUUAUUUCUAUGUGAUUUAACAUAUUGUUAUUAACUCUUUAUUAAGGACAUCAAUUUCAUUCCAUUGAUCGUUCUUAUUAAUUAUGUUUUGCACUUGUAGCCUGUGAUCCUUGAUUACUUGGCCAGCAAGACUAUCUGUUCAGAUGAGCUGGUAGUGGUAUCGCCUGAUGUUGGAGGUGUCGCUAGGGCCAGAGCUUUUGCUAAGAAGCUGUCUGAUGCCCCAUUGGCUAUUGUUGACAAAAGACGUCAAAGUCACAAUGUUGCAGAGGUAAGGUUUAACUUUCUAGGCAUGACCUGUGUUAUUGCAGGUGCCAAACAUCACUCGAUUUUGAAGUAAAAUUAUAUUGAACCACCAAUAAAUGGUGUUAUUGCUCUGAUCUCAUUUUCCAUAAAAAUUGUAUUUUUACCUCAUCCGAACGACUUCAAGUUUGGGAUCAUUUCCACACGCUAACAAAUAUUUCAUUGUCAAAUACUUAACUUGGUUUCAUAUUAACUAUUUUUUUAUGACUGGAUAACAAAAUCCGGCCUCCUGCAACCCAUAUUCUCCUCUGGUACAGCCUUGCUUUUAUUCUAGCUUAUUGCGAAUCUGAUGGGCCCUAAGACUACUUUUCUCGUAUAGGUAAAUUUCGUUGGAGGCAGAAAACCAUCGUAUGUACUUAUUCUUUGGCCUGAAGAUUUCUCUGGCUUACAGUCUGCUUUCUUCAUGCCACAUCUUAAAAAUGUUCAAAGUGAAUGCAUUACUCACUAAUUUCAUCGUUAUUUGGGAUGACGCAUGCAUAAGCUCCUGGAAGGGUUCAGUCAGGGUUUAUUCUAAUUGGUGGAUCUUUUCAUAAAUUAAAAAACUGAUAAUAUGUUCACUGUCAUUUACUUGAAGCUCCUAUGUUUCUCAAUUUUCUGUCCUCAAUUUCUGGUUGUUGAUCUAUGUAGCUCUUCAGGAGGUGAAGGGUUGUUUACCAAUACAAGUUGUAUCAUAAGAGUUUUGAAGCUACUAGUCUAGUCCCAAUCACUCACAACUGAUAGUUUGUCGUAGGCCAGUACUAAUGCUUUACGUUUGUGUCCAGUGUGGAACUAGAUCAUAGCUAUUACUAUUUGACAUGUAAUAUUUUGUGAGAAACAUGAAAAAGGAAGAGAAUAAAUACUAGCAUGAUAGUUAUCAGAUAAAAUACUAAAAACUGGAGAUAAUUUUAUUUCCAGCUUUGGGAAGUAGAGAACCGGGGAUCUUCAAUUUAGGAAGUUCAAGGACUUUAUUUUUCUGGAAAACGACAUAUAUUUUGGAAAACGGCUACUCCAGACUUUCACACAAACUGAUGGAAACAGUUUGGGAUAUAGACCUAGACUUCCCCCUGGGUGGUUCCUCACUGCCUAGUGUACAACCCUGGGAACUCAAUUCUAUCUUCCCAACUUUCACAUUUUAUAAAUGUGUCCAUAUGCAAGGUCUUCCUUGAUGCCAGUAGGUGAUAAAUUUUGAUUUACUAUGAAUCACGAUGCUAGCCAAGGCUUUUAAAACGGUUCCAGUUCUAGAACUUGGCCGGCACAUUUUUCUCUUCAUUUAAUUUUCUGUGUUUUCCUGUUCGUUGCAUGAUCAAGUUUUUUACACUAGAAGUAAUGUCCUGAUGCUCUCUUAGUUUUGAUGUAUUUAUAAACCACAACUCUCAAUGUCGCUAUUAUUUAUAGCUAUCUAUUGAUUUUCCUGCAUUCAUCAUGUGUUUCUUGGCUCUGUUUUUUGGGUUUUUCGAUUGUGGGUAAUUGAGACUUGGCUUUUGUUAUUGCUUACUUUUCAUAACAUCCUUUCCCAAAUAUUUCCUUACGUGUUCUGGUAUCGUUAAAUAUUUCCAUCGCCACAUUUUCUCGGACUAGACACAUUGACAUUCCAUCGUUGUUGCAUCUUGUUAAAAUGGAGAAAAAAACCUCGUCACAGAGGACAGAGCGGAGAACGGCGUAAACCGCCUCAAGAUUCAUUCAACUCUAACCCCUGUUAUAUAGGGAGUAGUAAUAUACAACUUUUGCAAAAACACCUUCAACUAAUUACACCAUUUCCCUACAACCUAGAACUUCCAACACUCUCCCUCAAGAUAACUUUGAAAAGUUCAUCUUGACUAAGUUGGUGAUGACAAAAAUCUUGCCCUCUGAGCAUUCACUUGUUAGUGAUGACGAAGAUCUGUUGUGGCAGCAACUCUCCCUUUUAUGGUAUUCACAGAUGACUACCACCACUGAGGUUGUGGAUUUGUUGACUCCUUUGGCUCCUCUGAUGCUUGUCAUGCCCCAAGGACAGGUCACCAUGGAUAUGAUAGCACCACACACUUGUAACUUGAUCAUGAUGCUCACUAUGUCCUAGGGCUGCAAAGCUUGCCUCGGAGUCAUGAGGUAGUUGACAGGGUGGCACCAAGCACGCAGAGAGUAUCCCUCUGCUAGGAGAUUUGCAUAGUGCCAAGCUGAUGCAAAGACUCUCAGGUAUGACGAUUGAUGUGAUGUUGGGCCUCAGCUCUCAGAAGAGGCGAGGGCCAGCACCCCUCCCACCAAUCAAGUAAUGAACUCGUGGAGGAAUUAGAAGGUGAAGGCCAUUUCGACGAAGGUAGAGGUGAGCAGACAGCACCAGACAACUUUGGACUAUAGCAAUGAGGAACUGAUGCAGAAUAGAGGGAGAUGGACUAAGGAGGACAGAGUAGGACACUAGAUUGAGAUAAGCAUGGAUAAGAGAGGCUGAUUUUACCUCUUUUAAGAAUGCUGAUGAAGACGGAAAUAAUGGUAAUGAACCUAGAUGUUUCAACCUCUAGACAGAAGGCUUGAUGCAGACAGAAAUGACGCGAAUGAACUUGAAGAUGUCGUUGAGGAACCUGCUGCUGAUGAACUCAGAUAUAUUGUCAAAUGACAAAUGGAGAUCACUCUCGAGGACACGAGACAGAGCAAGAUCAGUGCUCUCUCGUCGUAGAACUGCCUUGCUUGUAGAGGACCUCACUAGAAGAGGAGGCAACGCUGGAGUGCCGGCAGAGAUGAUAUCGACAGUAGUGGUAACUUAUGACUCCAACUAGAAGAAAAACUCAUCUUCUCCAGACAAAAGGACUGACGGAUGUAGAAUUUCUCUGAAUGGCGGAAAGAAAACAUGGUCGAAAUGGCAGGAUAUCAGGUCUAUACAUGGUGGAAAGAUAACACGCCUCAAAUGGCGUAAGAAGUGCUUCAUGAUGACACCAGAAAGAAAUUCGGCAGAGGCAGAAGGCCUUGCCAGAAAGAUACUCAGCAGAGGCGGAAGGCCUUGCCAGAAAGAUACUCAGCAGAGGUGGAAUGCCUCACCAGAAGGAUACUCGGCAGAGGCAGAAUGCCUAACAGAAAGGUACUAGGCAGAGAUGGAAGGCUUCGCCGGACAAAGAGGGCUUUGAAGCCCUAACAUGUAACCUAUUUAUCGUCAGAUGCCAGUGAUGAUGACAUUGACACUCCCUCAGACAACAAACGCCAGGCAGAACUUAUGUCAAACAGAGGCGACAGCGGCAGAUGGAAGAUGCCGGAUACCGCCGGAUACCGCCGGACUCCAGUAGUGGUGGUGAUGGUGCUCCCCCAGACAACAAACGUGAGACAGCAGAGCCAACAAGCACAACUUUUGCAAAAACACCCUCGACUAAUUACACUCUUUCCCUACGACCUAGAACUUCCAACACAUCUAAUCCACAGUCUCAAUAAAAAAAAUAAAUUCAAGAUAGUUUACUUAUCUAUUUACUUCUCUUGUUGUUUAAUGAGAUGGUGUAACCUCCAGCCCUCUCUGGUCAUCCACAAUGUUCAACCAUUUCUUGAGAUGAUUUUGAGUUAUUAGAAUACAUUUGGUCUGAAUUUCAGCCUUCUAAUAGUUGUUAUUAUGCCAAAGUAUCUUCUAUGGGAUCAAAGGUACUCAAUUUGGUCCCCCCUCCAAGAUUCUAUUAGAAUGUGUGCAGCAUAAGGGACUGUGGCCUCUGUUGUCUUCUGCUGAGAUGAUGAGGGUUUCUCAAUACUAGUUUGAUGACCGCAAAAGCUCUUUCAUGCACCUUCCUUAGAUAGUUAUAUUUCACUGAGAGAGUGACUUCAUCUCAAGACAUGUGGGUGAGUGGUGCAGAAGUGAUCAAGAGAGAGUGCCUAUGUCUGAGGGGUAAAGGAUGUUGAAGAUCAAGCUCCUUGCGUUUAUAUGUCCGGCAAAAGCAAGAUCAUGAUAUUAGAAGGCAUGCUGUCUAAAUCUUAUGUUGUCAUGGCAGUAAAAACCUUUCAUUUCAUUAAUUUUGACGAACAGUGGCCUCUUGAUGACCUUUCAUUACUGUUGAUAGUGAUACAAUCCAAGGAAAAAGGAAAUUAGUUUCAUUUAAAGGGUAUCCGGAUUUGACUUUUAGAUUAGUUAUUUUAUGAGAUGCACAAUCAUUGAUAGCGCACAGUAUUUAUCACUUCUUUAUAUUUUUCUUUCAGAGAAUCAUGUCUAUUGAGACAUUCAUUGUAAUCUUAUUGUGAAAAGCUUGUACUUUCGCAGGUCAUGAAUCUCAUAGGAGAUGUGAAAGGGAAAGUCGCUGUUAUGGUGGAUGACAUGAUCGAUACAGCUGGUAAGUUUUGGGCUAAUAUCACCGAUUAAAUAUCUCGAAAUAAAUAUUUCUUUAAACAUGAUGAAAGUGAACUCCAACCAGCUUCGCAAAGUUCACAUAUUUAUAAAUUUGUAAUUUGGCUUUACUAUUUUUUACAAAUAUGAGAUUUAUUUAAACAUGAUAGUAAUAAUCAGGCAUAAGCAUGAAAAAUUUCCAUUUAAGGCUAAAAACUUGAUUGUCAAUGCUUCUUUUUUGUCUCUGCUAUGCAGAAUUAAGAUUCGGGUUGCUUUGUUAUUGUGAAUAUAGGGACAAUCGCGAAAGGAGCAGCUCUGUUGCAUGAAGAAGGAGCCAGGGAGGUCUAUGCGUGCUGCACGCAUGCAGUGUUCAGGUGACCUCUCUCUCCCUCCCCGUUGACUUGAUGCCAUUUCUUUUAUCUCCUGAGGAUUGACUUAGGCUGCCAUCUGACUAAUCUUCAUGCUCGUAGCCUGAUGAUAUUUCAAAGAAUCACUUUGGCUCAGUGAGCAUUUGAAACAUAAUUGUAACCGAAAUUUUUAUCUUUAUGAAUAUUUUAGAUUCUUGUGGAUUUAUUGAUCAGGACUUGGCUGAAACCUAUCAUACCCAUUAAUUAAUUUUUUUUCCCAUGAUUUUGCCUCGAUUAUAAAUUAUUUUAGUAAUAUCUUAUAUAAUAGCAUAUCCUAUCUGAGAAGUUCAGUAGCUCUUUCCUAUUGUUGGAUUCACAUGGCGGCAUCAACCAGUUUCUUGCGUAAAUUCUUGGAUUCAACCACGCCUUUCUAUUUUUAUCAUUCAAGUGCCUAAGAAAGGUGAUCACACUGAUGGUCUGACAAAACCCUUCUUGGUAUCCAUUGAAUCAAAUAUUUUUUAUGAGAUUUCCUGAACUGGGCAUGGCUUAAUUGUCUCAGGUUCAUCAUACCUGUUACAUCUAUUUUUUUUCUGAGUUCUUUACCCAGCUUAUAUAGACUCCAUUGAUAGAAAUGAUCCUUUUUUUUUUUCCUUUUUCUGGCAGCCCUCCGGCGAUUGAGAGGCUCUCCAGCGGUAUAUUCCAGGAGGUCAUCAUCACAAACACCAUCCCCGUCUCAGAGCACAACUAUUUCCCCCAGCUGACGGUUCUCUCUGUGGCAAACCUUCUGGGCGAGGCUAUCUGGCGUGUCCAUGACGACUGCUCUGUGAGUAGAGCAUCAUCCUUAGCUACCACUUAUCUUAUCCUGGAAAUUUCUUAUUUAGGCUUUCUUGCUCCAUUUAUUUUAUAUUUUCAUCUACCAAACACCUAG